UUCAUUAAUGGAUAUCGAUCCUCUAUAAAAAAGAAACCAAAUUCCCACCCAUAUCAUACGACCACACACUCCAAAAUGAGUCCGUGUCUUCAUCUACUCCUACAAGUACUAUGUUGUACGUUGAUUUUGCCGCAUGCAGUAGUAACGGCGUUCACGGUGAUCAUGUCCGAUUCCGGCGUGCCGUCCACCCUAGUUGACGGUCCACAAACGGGAUUUUCCAUGAACCAAGACGGUUCCCGAACCGACAAGCGAGAGCAAGAAGCAGUGUACGACAUCAUGCGAGCCACCGGAAACGCUUGGGCCACCGACAUCCCCGACGUGUGCCGCGGCCGCUGGCACGGCAUCGAGUGCAUGCCCGACAAGGACGACGUUUUCCACGUCGUUUCCCUCUCAUUCGGAGCACUCUCCGAUGAUACCGCUUUUCCGACAUGCGACCCAACCCGCUCCUUCAUCUCAGCCUCCAUCGCCAACCUCCCUCACCUCAAGACCUUGUUCUUUUACCGUUGUUUCAGUUACAACCCUCAGCCCAUCCCAUCCUUCUUGGGCCUAUUGGGCCCGUCCUUGCAAACCUUGGUCCUCAGAGAAAACGGCCACGUUGGGCCCAUUCCUGUUGAAUUGGGCAACCUCACCCGUUUGAGGGUACUUGAUCUUCACAAAAACAACCUCAACGGCUCCAUACCCAUCUCCUUGGGCCGUAUCACUGGUUUAAGGUCUUUGGAUUUAAGCGGCAACAAAAUAACCGGUUCCAUACCCGGUUUUGCCUUCCCCUCUUUGAACGUAUUGGACCUUAGCCAGAACCUUCUCAUGGGCUCAAUUCCUUCUACCUUUUGGGACUGCUACUCUCUCAUCAAAUUGGAUUUCAGUCGCAACCGGCUCGUGGGCCCAUUGCCGGAGAAGCCCAUGGGCCUGAAGGAUCUCAUGCUUUUGGAUUUAAGCUACAAUCGUAUCCAAGGCCCAUUUCCGGGAUCACUCAAGAGCCUGAGUUCUCUUCAGGCCUUGAUCCUCAAAGGAAACCCAAUGGGCUCGACGAGCAUACCCGAUGAUGGGUUCGAUGGUAUGAAGGCCCUAAUGAUCCUUGUUUUGUCUAAUAUGAAUUGGCAUGGGCCGGUCCCAGAAUCACUAGGCAAGUUGCGAAACCUUCGGGUGCUUCAUCUGGAUGGCAACCACUUCAAUGGGUCAAUUCCGAAGAGUUUUCGAGAUUUGAGAAGCCUUAGUGAAUUGAGGCUGAAUGAUAAUGGGCUUAUUGGGUCGGUCCCAUUUGACAGAGAAAUGGUAUGGAGGAUGAAAAGGAAGCUAAGGUUGAAUAAUAAUUCAGGGCUUUGCUAUGAUGCAAGUAGUGGUUUAGGGGAUAGCAUGGAUUCCACAUUUGAUUUAGGUAUCAGUUUGUGUGACACUUCGAAUCCAGGGUCGGUUAGGACAGUGCAACAUCUUUCGGCUACCCAAAAGUUAAUGCCCGUCACAUCAGAUGCUGUGGAAGCACUUACUUCAUGGUCACUGGGACUAACUACUUUUGUACUGUUUUUCUAUAAUUUUGUUGUCAGUUGUAAAUAUUCAUAUCAAUAGCAAAAGAAUCUCAGGAUGCCCUUGUCAGCACCUAGGAAGGAAAAAAAGUUUUUUUUAGUACAUCUAAUGUCUCAUAAAGAGUAAAUAGUUUUCAGUGUUUCUUUGCUUA
Molecule: messenger RNA, 1672 nt
Organism: Glycine soja
Lineage: Eukaryota; Viridiplantae; Streptophyta; Magnoliopsida; Fabales; Fabaceae
Product: protein TOO MANY MOUTHS
Exons: 1
Coding region: 76-1563 (495 amino acids)
Cellular component (GO): plasma membrane
Molecular function (GO): protein binding
Source: RefSeq, a predicted model, not a curated record